Molecule: messenger RNA, 1626 nt
Organism: Polypterus senegalus (gray bichir)
Lineage: Eukaryota; Metazoa; Chordata; Cladistia; Polypteriformes; Polypteridae
Gene: tmem150c
Product: transmembrane protein 150C
Exons: 9
Coding region: 295-1026 (243 amino acids)
Source: RefSeq, a predicted model, not a curated record
GAUUGGUCUUACUUACAGGACGCUCUCCCAACAAGUUACUGCGCAUGCACGCUCUACGUCAUGUUUUCUUUAGCCGUAAGCACCUUACAUCCAGUUGCUGUUCCCUGGAGUUUCUGCACGAAGAUCCUCUGUGUUACUUGACCAGUCCAGCCUGUCAUUGAUGUGGACUCCCAAGCAUUUGCAGUACUACAUCACCUCCAUGUGCACUCUUUGAAUAGUGACCAGACUUAGAUGCUCUUCAGUGUGGCGAAAUUCAAUAUACUGUUACUUGUUUUUGUUGAUGUGCAGUGAACCAUGAAGAAGUUCAGUAUUUGGAUGUUCCUGCCCCUGGCAUUUUCAGUAUUUACUGUUGCUGGUCUGUGGAUUAUAUAUGUCAUUGCCAUAGAAAAUAACAAAAUCAUCCCUCUUAACUCCAAAUACAUGAUUUCUGAAAGUAAAUAUCCUCCUUUUAUAAGUUUGGCUGGGAAUAAUCCACCUGCAAGCUGUGUUUUCAGCCAAGUUAUGAAUGUUUCUGCAUUUGCAGCUUUUGUUAUAGGAGUCUUUAGAUACGUUCAAGUGAAGCCUAAAAUCAUUAAACCGUGGAUCAACAUUUCCAGCCUUACUGCUUUCAGCCUGUUCUGCAUUGGAGUGUCAUUAAUAGGCAAUUUUCAGCUUGAUGGUGAUGAAGAGGUACACAAUUUUGGAACAGGAAUGGCAUUUGGAUUUGGUACCUAUCUUUGUUGGAUCCAAACUCUAAUUACCUUCCAAAUCAAUCUCAGAAGUGAAGGAAGAAUCCUUGGAUUCACACGGCUCACCCUGUCAGCUGCCAUCACUUUUCUGAUGGUUAUAUAUUACAUUUUCCUAAAUUUAAAUGCCAUCAUGCAUGCUGCUCGUAUACAGUGGAGUAUGGUUAUGCUCUUAAUCACUUUUUUGGGGACAUUCGCAUGGGAUUUCCGCUACCACAGAUUUGAACUCCUUUGCACAGACACACAGGAGGCUAUGCUGUGUUCACCGUUACCUGUUGAAAUGUCAGAGCAGCAGGUGUGAAAACUUCAUGAAAAAGGCGCUGGCAUGUGCUAUCCAUUGGCUGCAGUAAACUGCUUAUUUUCACACGUUAAAUUCGACAAGAGUGACAUGUUAACAGAAGAAAUGAAAAAUCUUGAUUUGUUACGGAUGCUGUAAAUGAACCUUGGUUUGUAUGAAAAAUUCAGGUAACCUAACUUAAUACUGAAAUGUAACCAAUGUUUGAAACGAGUAAUAUGUAUGCACUGGCAAAGGUUUCUGUUGAUUGUUGAGAUGUCUGUAGAGUAAGGCUACGUCCACACUCCCACGUUUUCAUUUUAAAAAAUGAUCUCUGUCUACACUGGCAUUUCCUCAUAGUUUACAAAAAGAUCCCUGUCCAUAUUGAAAUUCUCAAAAACACAUAUGACCCAGACCUUUGCAAUACUGGGCUUGCACACAUCAGCAGCAAACUCCGCAAAGGAAAUGUGUAGAGAAAAAUGCAGAGCCCUGUGAAAAUCCGAUUCCCAUAUGUUUUAUGUGCUUUCAAAACUAUUGAAUAGCAUGUUCCCAGCUAGCGCUGCUGCCUCGCAGUUAGGAGACCCGGGUUCGCUUCCCGGGUCCUCCCUGCAUGGAGUUUGCAUGUUC